This is a messenger RNA of Salvia miltiorrhiza (redroot sage), 3942 nucleotides long. RefSeq lists its product as uncharacterized. NCBI's taxonomy places the organism in Eukaryota, Viridiplantae, Streptophyta, Magnoliopsida, Lamiales, Lamiaceae. The coding region runs from base 425 to 3736 and encodes 1103 amino acids. The transcript is spliced from 5 exons. The record is from RefSeq and is a predicted model, not a curated record.
ACGUUUUGAGUGUAAGAAACUAAAAACGUGGCUAAUUGGAAUGCAAUUUCGGCGAAAAUGGGAAAGCUUUUGAGAUUAAGAAUCCCACAACAAACCAAACGACACGAAACGAGGCACACGCGAUACUUCGCUUUGAAGGGUGGAGAUUUUUAGUCAGAGGGAGAAAAGGGGCCGACUUUUUUUUUUGGGGUUUUCUCUAUCUCCCGUUUCGCUGUCUGGUAUGAUUUCCCCCCCUAUUUUUUGUUAGAAUCUCUUAUUUCUCACAAAUUAUGUACUGGGUUUUGUAAGAAUCAUGUUAUCCUGUGUUGAUUGAUGCUUUUAACGCUUGAUUCGUUAUGUUUCUUGCGAUCAUUGUGCUGUUUGUGACUCAAGUUAGGAUUUUCUUGGUGGGCGUUGAUUAUCAGUGAAUUGAUUUUGAGCAAAAAUGAUCGGUUUGAGCUCAAUGGGUUGCGGAGGAGGAGGGAAUUCAUCGACAUCAAAUCUAUCUGCUUCUGCACCUCCCUUUACUGUCGAUAGAUUAAACCCUAAGCCCAAUUCAAACCCUAUGUUGCAUUACUCCGAUUAUGGGGUUGAGCCCUUUACCCAUUCCUCUCAGUAUCCGAUUAGAGCUGAGGCUGCAAUUGAUUCUGGUGAGAUGAUUAGCGUGCCUACCACGGAUGAUUAUCGAUUUUCGGCCUCUGCCUCUGUUAGUGCACCUAGCACCCAGUGGUCUGGUCAUAAUUCUGGUUAUGGUGGUGAUGUGAAACCUUAUUAUUCUCCGUAUGUCACGUCGUUGGUUGGAGAGGAUAGGGUUUUGGGUGAGGAUGAGGGGUCUCGUUACAAUGUGGUGCCUACUUGUGGAUUGAGUGUGACACCUCAGCAUGAUUAUACUCCAAGCUUGUUUGACUUAGAGUACGGGCCUCGUUGGGUGGAUGGUUUGGGCUUCGAUGAUGGGAAACGGGCUAAAAGAUCAGAAGUUGAUGGAAAAUUCUCAUCGGAGAAGCUAUUCAUUGGUGGCUCACAUGGUUAUGAAAAUCAAUUAUACCAAGGUGGGUGCGGCAGUGAAAACAGGAACCAAUUCAAGGAAGACUCUGGUGUUUUAUAUAAAAAUCUCCAUCAGGUUUCCGACCGUGAAGUCUAUACUGGGUCCUCGAGUACUGGAUACAUGGAAGACAAGUCGUGCCUUGAGCAGCAAUUUGGCUUCUUUCACUAUGAUUCAAGUAAAACACUUCUCACAGCAUCGAGUCCUCCCUACCCAGAAUCUUAUCCUCCUCUAGUGUCCUGUGCAACAGAAAAGAAUUUCCCAAACUAUAAAAACUCGUGCAGUCCAUAUAAAAAAUGCAUCAGGCCUGUCGAUACGCCCUAUCAGGGUCGUGUUUCAGUCGGAAGAUCGUCGCCCACAGUGGUCAUUAGACCACCGCCAGCUUCCAGUUGGAAUUUGGGACAAGGUAAUGCUUCUCGUAAAUCUGCUGGAAGCGAGAAUGCUGCUGGCGUGCACAUCGUGGAUUCUGAUUAUACAUAUCCCUCAAAGCCGAAGGAUUCUGGCCUAAAAGCCAACUCCAAACCUAAAGAAGGCUCCUUUGAGACGAGUCCUUUCAAGUUCUUCAAGCAAGGGAAUGCUCCUGUUUCAUCAGCUUCCGUUAAAGAACUAAGGCCACUGAAUACUAAUGAUACUUCUGAUUCCAAGGUUAAACCGACGUUAGGAUCUCAAAUGCCUGACGUGAAUGUCUCAAGUAGUUUUCUAAUGACUGGUGAUAACAUUCAAAUGGUUAAUUCCACUGAGGAGUCUUCAGAUUUUAUAGAUAAUCAUAGCACUGCGGUAGAUUCACCCUGUUGGAAAGGAGCACCAUCUUCUCCGUUUUCAGUGUUUGAUAUUGAAUCGGGAAACUGUGAUCGUGUCAAGGUAAAUUUGGUUGAACAAUAUGGAUUUGGUCAUGGAGAUCAUCCGAGUCUCCACUCAAUUGAUUCUAACCGAGUUUUCUCUGAGAAAGUUGAGUGCAACAUGGUAAAUCAAAAUGAAUGUGGAAGAAAUGGCAUGAAGCUUGGUUUUGAGAAGACUCUUGAUGCAAUCUGCUCAACAUCAGAGCAGAGUUUACUGGAUGGUAUAACUGACAGAGUUUGGAUCCCGCCUGCAACAAGGAGCAAGGGAGUCGAGUUGAGUGGUGGUAUUACAAAGGAUUCCAAUCUUUUGAACAACUUAACGAGUGUUUUUGAUAUGAAUGUUUCUGACACCAACCAUUUAUUCGGUGAAGGAUGUGUUGGGAUGACGGUAAAUGACGUCUCUGAAGGUGCUGCUGUGGCAGUCCUCGCAGCAGAGAAGGUUCUCGCGUCGCCUGCUUCUCAAGAAGAUGCCAUCGAGCAUACUACGGUACCAGAUCCGAGACUGGAUGUGUCAUCAAUUGUUAAAUCGAUGCAUAGCCUCUCAGAGUUGCUUCGGUUUCACAUUCCAAGCAAUGUAUGCCCUUUAGGGGAAGAAAAUACAGAGAUUCUUAAACAUGUAAUAAGCAACCUUAGUACUUGUUUGAGUAAAAACGGCAUACAGGCCCAAGCAUCGAAUAAGUCAGAGCCCAAAGUUCUUUCUGGAGAAACUUCCCUUGGGGAGUUGUGCUGUGCGGAUGUUAUUUCAAGAGGUCCUCGUACGAAAUGUGAAGCUUCGAAUUCUUGCACCAAUGCCGAGUCUCUGCAUUUGCUUAAGGGGGAGAGAAACGACACUUUUCCUGGUAAGAGAGAUGAGAUAUCACAGAUAGUUUCACCACCCUUGACGGAUGAUUUUCACAUAACAGGAGACGAUGAUAUGGCGAAGGCUAUAAAGAAGGUCCUUGAGCAGAAUUUCGAGAUAGACGAGGAUAUGCACUCACAAGCACUUCUGUUCAAGAAUUUGUGGCUUGAGGCGGAGGCUAAACUGUGUUCCAUCAGUUAUAAAGCUCGUUUCGAAAGAAUGAAGGUUCAGAUGGAAGAUGUCAAACUCAAGGCUCCGAAAGAGAUGAAAUCUGAGCUUUGCGUUUCGCCCAAUUCUGUCAUCAUGUCUGUGCUGGCUCCCAAGGCUUGUGUCGACACAUCCCCUAAACCCACCUCACCAAAUGUAUCUGCUUCUGGCGUGGGCGGGCGUGCUGAUUGUAUCGAGUCUUCUGUCCUAGCCAGGUUCAGUAUCUUGAAAUCUCGAGAGGAGAACCUGAAAACCAUAAAUGCGGAAGAGCAGCAACGGUCCGAGAUAGUUGAUGCAAAUUCCAUCAUAACCAGAUUCAAUAUCUUGAAAUCGCGAGAGGAGAACCUGAAUCCCAUACAUACGCAAGAGCAGCAAUGGUCUGAGAUAGUCGAUGGUAAGCAUGCAGAUUCCAUCAUGGCUAGAUUCAACAUCUUGAAAUCGCGAGAGGAGAGCUUAAAACUAGUCGGUGCAGACGAGGAAAAACCACCACAGGCGAUCAGUGAUGAGUUUGCAGGUGAGAAAUAUUUCCAGCCACUCGUCAGAGGUCAGUCAGAAGACGAAGCCUUAGACGUGGAGGUGGGACUGCAGCCUGAUUUUCAGUAUCAGGCCGGCAGCCUCGCUCGGGGUGGCAAGUUCGACUCAUAUUUUGAGCGUGCUGGGUAUGAGCCUCCGGCUGAGUACAGUAGCGGCUCCAUCAUGAACGAUGCAGCAAUCCAUGUGGUGAAGAGCGGGAGCAGGAUGGUCGGUGAGAACAGGUCGGGGUGGCAAGACAGUUCGUCGUCGUCAGAGUGGGAGCAUGUGCUGAAAGAGGAUUUUUCAUGGAAAAACUAAUGAAUUGUUGGGUUUUAUUGUGUGCUAACUGCUAUAUACUAAAAGGGAGAAAUACUAGUAUGACUUCAUCUCCCUCUUUGAGAUUGUCACAGCAUUUUGUAAAUUGGAAAAGAAAAAUGUGAUGAUCAAUCGAAUUUGACUUUGAAUGUAAAAAGUGUUGCUUGCUAUCAACCUUAUUGGUUUUAUCUGAAUAUUUUUAUGGUCUC